Amborella trichopoda is the source of this 1548-nucleotide messenger RNA. NCBI's taxonomy places the organism in Eukaryota, Viridiplantae, Streptophyta, Magnoliopsida, Amborellales, Amborellaceae. The record is from RefSeq and is a predicted model, not a curated record.
AUGGGCGGUGGCUUGAAUCACCAAACUGGCAUAUCAACUAACACCUUGGAAUGCAAACGUGGAAAACCAUCAUUUGCCCUCAAUGACAGUAGCACUAGCAUUAAUGCUAAUCUCAACAAUGUUGAUAUCCAAUUGGCUGAAAUUGCCACUAAUCGCCCGAAAUUGGAAUCGAUAUGGCUGGCAGUUGCUACUUUCAUGGAACUACCAGUUUCAUCUCAACUCUCAAUUCGGAGUGCCCUCUUCGGAACAAUGUUGAUCACCAAAAAGGACAAAACGAUAAAGUUCCACUUCCGAGCUAUUGGUCAGGUUUUUGCGGAAUGGGCUUUAGCUCCUUUUCUAGCAUGUGUGGCUGCUCUUUGCUUUUUCGGGGUCUUGAAGAUCACCAUUCUUCGUUCAGAAAACGCGGAAAAAAAGAUAAUUGUGGCACUACCAUUCGUCUACGGGCUGUCAACUGGAUUGUUAUGCCUCUUUGUUUUGUACCAGGUUUUACCAGACAUCAUAUUGAUUAAGCAAUGGCAAGCUGUAGUUGCUGUAUUAGUGGCAGCCUCUAUUGCUGCAAUUUUAUCCUUGUUCGCAGUUGUCAGCCCUAGUAGAAGAAAAAUCAAAAUUUCCAACAAAAUGAUUAAGAAAGCAGAUUUACCUAAGAAAGGAAUGACAUCAACAAGAAAUGAUGAACACCAAGAUCAAUUUGAGAAUGCUUUGAAGGAAUACAGGGAAAUGAGAGUUUUGCACACAGUUUAUGAAGGAGAAGAAGAGGAGAAAAGUAAUGAUGGUGGCUUAUCCCCUCCGACAAUGAGUUCAGAUUCCGGCAAACCGCUUAAACAAUUAUUAGCUUCAACUCCAAACAAGCUACUUCGAUGUGAUGAUCCUGAAGAUAUUCAUAAUUUAUCGAAAACUCAGACUUGCUCGAAUUCCUUGGCGAAUUUCAAGAGCCGCAUCUUCUCUAUACAAGGAGCUGAAUAUGAUCAGAAUACACUUGUUCGACAUGCUUUAGCAGAGAAGUUUGAUGAGAAGAUGGAAGAUCUUUUCAGUUUUCCACAGGUUCUAGCUGCUUGCAUCUUUGCGCUCGCUCAAUCUGCCAAUGAGAUUGCAACAGUUAUGGCUCCUUUUGGCGCAAUUCUUGCUAUAUAUGGGCACAAAGCUGAGUUUUUAGGAAAUGUAGAAAUGGGGGAUGUGACGAUUGCGCUAUGGAUUCGAUUAUUGGGCGGAGUUGGUGCCGCACUGGGAUUCUUCCUGUGUGGCUUGAAGCUUUCGCGUUGCUUGGGCUCAAAGUUGACAUAUCUUAGCAAUACGAGAGGCUUCAGUGCACAGAUAUGUGCAGUUAUUAUAAUAAUCGUUAUGACACAGUGCAAUCUUCCUCUUUCAAGUACCCAUGCUCUUGUUGGAUCCAUCUUAGGAGUUGGGAUAGCAGACAACUAUAAGAAUGUGAAUUGGAAGCUAUUGCUAAGAUUCAUAGGAGGGUGGAUUGGCACUCUCUUCAUUUGUUGUGGGCUUGCUUCUGCAAUCUUCGCAUUUACCAUAUAUUCACCAGCUUAUGUAGUUCCUUGA